UCAUGAUCAGACUGCGCGGAUGCGCAGGCUGGUCUGGAUCCAUGCUGGUCGCAAACCCAUUAUUAGCUCGACUAUUCGAUAAGAAUAAGUAGAGCUAUUGCAGUCACCCGAGCGUCGGCGUCGGCGUAACCACUUAUGUUAAAGUUUUUGUAAUAGUUCAAAUAUUUUCAAAGUCCAUUGACAUAUGGCUUUGAAACUUUGCACACUUGUUCACCAUCAUGACCCCAACCUGUAGACAGGAGGAGGUAACUCUAUCAAGCAUUUUGACAGAAUUAUGCCCCUUUUUCGACUUAGAAUUUACGUUAAAGUUUUUGUAAUAGUUCAAAUAUUUUCAAAGUCCAUAGACAUAUGGCUUUGAAACUUUGCACACUUGUUCAACAUCAUGACCCCAACCUGUAGACAGCAGGAGGUAACUCUAUUAAGCAUUUUGACAGAAUUAUGCCCCUUUUUUGACUUAGAAUUUACGUUAAAGUUUUUGUAAUAGUUCAAAUAUUUUCAAAGUCCAUUGACAUAUGGCUUUGAAACUUUGCACACUUGUUCAACAUCAUGACCCCAACCUGUAAACAGGAGGAGGUAACUCUAUCAAGCAUUUUGACAGAAUUAUGCCCCUUUUUCGACUUAGAAUUUACGUUAAAGUUUUUGUAAUAGUUCAAAUAUUUUCAAAGUCCAUUGACAUAUGGCUUUGAAACUUUGCACACUUGUUCACCAUCAUGACCCCAACCUGUCAACAGGAGGAGGUAACUGUAUCAGGCAUUUUUUUUACUAUCAAGCACUAAGAAUAGUCGAGCAUGCUGUCCUACCGACAGCUCUUGUGUUGGUUUUGUCAUGGCGCGGCAAAUAUAUACAUGUACUAAAUAUUUUAAAUGUCUACAGAGGAUGCCUGUAUGACUUCACCAUGUAAGAAUGGUGGUGAAUGCUGGAUCAAAGAUGGUCAGUCUGUCUGCCAGUGUCAGUCUGGAUUCAUGGGUGAUUAUUGUGAAAAUGCCGAGGAUUAUGAUUGUACUGUUUCACCAUGUUUAAAUGGGGGAUACUGUCAGCUAGGAACUUGUCUUUGUCAAGCUGGAUACGUCGGCAAAUCUUGCCAGGAAGAAGAUCCUUGCUCUGCUCAUCCGUGCCGGAACAAUGGAACUUGUACAAGGUUUUCUCAGGGUGAUAGGGGCUAUGUGUGUGCGUGUAAACCACCAUAUAGAGGCACACAUUGUGAAGUGAGCUAUGAUGCUUGUGCCUCGAGGGUCCCUCCGUGUCUAAAUGGAGGGCAGUGUUAUAUAAAGCCGGAGGAUAUAUAUAGUCCACUUUGUACAUGUCUGGAAGGAUUCACAGGCAGUCGUUGUGAAACCAUUGUUGUAGAAUAA
This is a messenger RNA of Ruditapes philippinarum (Manila clam), 1352 nucleotides long. RefSeq names its product delta-like protein C. The record is from RefSeq and is a predicted model, not a curated record. Gene Ontology annotation, biological process: establishment or maintenance of epithelial cell apical/basal polarity; heterophilic cell-cell adhesion. Gene Ontology annotation, cellular component: plasma membrane; protein-containing complex. Lineage: Eukaryota; Metazoa; Mollusca; Bivalvia; Venerida; Veneridae. The transcript is spliced from 4 exons. Gene Ontology annotation, molecular function: calcium ion binding. Bases 864 to 1352 code for a protein of 162 amino acids.